AUGAAAAAAAAGUCGAAGGUGCAAAAACGCCAAGUUAACAACUCAAACGAUUUGAAUUGGAAACCCGUCGAUGAUGAUUAUGAUUUGGGCAGUGGUGAUGGUAUUUUCUACGGCCUCGAAGAGAUCGAUGGUGUAGAAGUACAAACAGAGGGCGGAGGGGUUAGUUUUUUGGUUGCCGACAGUACUGACCUCGAAAACGAGAUCAAGGAUGAGACACGGGUUGUAAAGGGAAAAAAUAAUAGCUCCGACAUUAAAACAAAAAGUUCAAAAAAGGAGGAACAGCUUUCUGGCUUCUCUCACCUUGAAUCUUCUGCUGGUGCCCAGGUCGAAGUCGAAAUCGAAUCAUUGGGAUCCUGGCCGUCUCUCGAUCCGGCUAUUCUGGGUGCUCUCAAGUCAGUAGGCUACGAGAAUCCAACCAAAAUUCAGCAAGAAUGCAUACCAACCGUUUUGGAUGGCAAAGAUUUGAUUGGCAAGGCGGCAACGGGCAGCGGUAAAACUUUGGCUUACGGAUUGCCGAUUAUAGAAGCCUUUUUAGCCAAACCAGACACCCCGGUCGCUUUAAUUAUUGCUCCAACUCGUGAACUGGCCCAUCAAAUCAAGGAUCACAUGAAUGCUAUCAUUUCAAAAGCUGUAACAGAGCACACUUCUGGUGUUGUCGCCCUCACAGGAGGCUUAGCCAUUCAAAAACAGCUGCGUCUACUUGAAAAUAAUCCAGUGGCUAUAGUUGGUACGCCUGGUCGGUUACUACAGGUUCUGGAACAAAUGCCCGGGACCAAACGAAAUGUGUACACAGCUAUCUCAACUAUUGUGCUUGAUGAGGCGGAUCGGCUGGUCCAAUCCAAUAGCUUCGAAGAGCUGGGCAAUAUUCUGGAUAUAUUAGGUCGUGGAAAACAUCAAACAUUAGUUUUUUCGGCAACCUUCGAGCCUGAUCUUUGGUCACAGCUUGCUAAAGGUAAGCGUCGCCGCAGUCUCGAUAUUCGCCAGGUUCUCCAAGAAAAACUAGGCUUGAACAAAAAUGCCCGCUUCAUUGAUGUCGACCCUGAGCAGACUGUGGCAGAGAACAUUGUUCAAAGCGUGAUCGAGUGUCCUGCAAUGGAAAAAGAUAGUUACCUAUACUAUUUCGGGCUUUUGUACCCCGGAAAGACAAUCGUAUUUGUGAACAGUGUCGAUGCUGUGAAAAGAAUUGUUCCUUUACUGAAGGAGCUCAAACUGGAAGCAUUUGGUGUGCAUAGUGAUAUGAUGCAAAAGCAACGGUUACGCUCUCUUGAACGCUUUGCAGCUACUAAAUCUUCUGUGCUUGUAGCAACUGACGUUGCCGCCCGAGGUUUGGAUAUUCCCAAGGUCGACCAUGUCGUACAUUAUCACCUCCCACGCACUGCGGAUAUGUAUGUGCAUCGAUCCGGAAGAACUGCACGUGCUGGUGCAAGAGGCGUUUCGGUUGUUCUUUGCUCCCCUGAUGAAGUUCGGCCACUAGCAGGGUUACAGAAACUUGUAAGCACUCAAUUAAAAGAGUUCACUGUUGAUUUGACGGUACUAGCUCGUCUCAAAGAACGUGUACUCCUCGCAAAACGUAUAGCAGACGCAAAUUCUUCCAAAGCGCAUAAAGGUAAGGCAAAUGGGUGGUUAGAUCAAGCAGCAGAAGAUUUGGGAAUAGACUUGAGCGACAGCGAGCGCGAGCUGAUUAUGGGUAACAAGAAAGUAAGCACUCAAUCAGAUUCCGAUACGAGGGUAUUAAGGGCAGAGCUUGAGUCCCUGCUAUCCCGCAAAGUUGCACCUAACCGGAAAUAUCUUACGGCUGGCACCUUUAACAUGGCUCAAGCGAUGCUUGCGCAGCCUGACGCUGUUGUUCCAGGAAAGGCAAUAGUUUCCGCUCUCGAUGAGCUUGCCCCUCGUAAGAAGAGCAAGAAGUAG
Wickerhamiella sorbophila is the source of this 1911-nucleotide messenger RNA. RefSeq names its product ATP-dependent RNA helicase MAK5. Gene Ontology annotation, molecular function: ATP binding; nucleic acid binding. The record is from RefSeq and is a predicted model, not a curated record. NCBI's taxonomy places the organism in Eukaryota, Fungi, Ascomycota, Dipodascomycetes, Dipodascales, Trichomonascaceae. Bases 1 to 1911 code for a protein of 636 amino acids. The transcript has a single exon.